This is a messenger RNA of Strongylocentrotus purpuratus (purple sea urchin), 2647 nucleotides long. Its product is annotated as serine/threonine-protein kinase 16. The record is from RefSeq and is a predicted model, not a curated record. Gene Ontology annotation, cellular component: Golgi apparatus; cytoplasm. Gene Ontology annotation, molecular function: protein serine/threonine kinase activity; ATP binding. Gene Ontology annotation, biological process: protein phosphorylation. Lineage: Eukaryota; Metazoa; Echinodermata; Echinoidea; Camarodonta; Strongylocentrotidae.
ACAUAACCUGAGAAAGGCUAGCAGACUUCUUUUCUGAUUUCUUCGUUUCUCAUGCCUGCAAAUUGUCAGUGAAUCAUAUAAAAUGGGUUGUACGUGCACCAAGGACCGGGUAACGGUUGGAGGGAGGCGAUUUUACGUCAUGAAACGGCUAGGAGAAGGUGGCUUCAGCGUAGUGGAUCAAGUAGAAGAUGAAGUGGGUGAGAAGUUUGCUCUGAAGCGUAUUCAAUGCCAUGGAGCUGAAGAUGACAGACAGGCGAAGAAGGAGGCUGAAUACCAUUGUCAAUUCAAACAAAACCUCAUCGGACUAGAGGAAUGGGGCUCGGUUAAAGGAAAGGAAGGAGUUACAGAGAUUCUUUUGGUGCUGCCAUUAUUUAAGAGAGGAACAUUGCAAGAUGAACUGGAUAAGAUGAAAGCUGAUGGAAGGUGUAUGGCUGAAGAGAGGAUCUGGAGGAUAUUCAAAGGCGUAUGUGAAGGGAUCAAAGCAUUACACACAGCCAAACCCAAGCCACUAGCUCACAGAGACAUGAAGCCAGGUAAUGUAAUUAGUGAGGAUGAUACACCAGUUAUAAUGGACUUUGGAUCUAUGGGGGAAGCAAGGAUAGAGGUCAAAGGUCGCUCCGAGGCAUGUGCUCUACAGGACCUAGCAGCUGAGAAGUGUAGUAUGUUAUUCCGAGCUCCAGAGCUUUUUCAUGUUGACAGUCAUUGCAUCGUGGAAGAGAAAGUAGAUAUCUGGUCUUUAGGUUGUGUACUCUUCAACAUGGCAUAUCUUCACUCACCGUUUGAACCUAUCUAUGCGAGAGGAGAUAGCAUUCAUUUAGCAGUACUUGGUAGGAAUUUCAAAUUCCCUGAAAACUCAAGGUAUUCCCAAGGUCUUCAGGACACUGUUUCGGGUAUGCUGGUUGUAGAAGCUGUAGAGAGACCAAACAUAGACUGGGUCCUAAACAAAACCACUGAGGGACAACUCAACAUGGAAAAUAGAAUAUAGACUCAACAUGGGACUAGUCUAAGUUUGUUUCCGUUCUAGUCCAAUCAACUGGCCGCUAUUGUAACAGGACUAUUAAACAAAGCUGCGAAGCGACAAGUCAACAUGUAGGCUCAUUGAACUUGUCAAGCUUUUACGAUCUAGUCCAAUCAACUGGCUGCGGUUGUAGCAGGACAAACAAAGCGACUACCGGUAGUCAACAUAGAGGACAGUAUGUAUGCUCGUGGGUAUAGUCCAAGUUAUCUGGUCUGACUAAUGGAAGCUAAUGUAGCAAGACCACCAAAGCUAUCGAAGGACAACUGGCCAUGGAGAAUAGAAUAUAGACUCAUUGUACUACCAGUAUUCCUAAGUUCUCUAAUCUGGUCCAAUCGACUGUCCUCUACUUUAUCAAGACCACCAAAGCUACAAAGUGACAAGUCCACAUGGAGAGCAGGAUUUAGACUUAUUGUAAAGUCUCAAUGGUCUGAUCAGCUGGCUGCUUAUAUCCAACAGUGUUUAUGAUAUGUAUGGUCUAAUCAAAGUACUCUAGUCUUGUAUUUCAUUACCAGUACUGUUAAUAGCAAAGAAUAUUUUGCUCUGAAACCUGCCUGGGAUUGGUUUUGUGGUGAGACUUUUGAAUAACUAAUGAUUGACAGUGAAAAAGACCAACCACGUUUUAUGCCACCAAGACACAAUUCUAGGAGUUGUCCAUAUGAAGGUCCCAAUGUUAGGCCAAGAUUGAUGGUCUGUGAAGUACGUACUUAAAGGUGCCGAAAAGAGUAGAACAUGAUUUAGACUAUUGAGGCGUUGCAAGAAAGUUGCAAUAAAUUGCAAAUCUCCAAAAUCAAGCAUAAGUCUUGCGAUUAAUUACAAAUUUGCAAGUGAUUGCAACUCAACUUUCUUGCAACGCCCCAUUAGAGAAUAAAAGAUAGAUUUAGUUAGCUUAAUUUAAUUGUUAAAACUUUAAUCCGAACAAAAUCCUAGGAAAUUUAGGAGACUAGUGGGGCAUUGCAAGAAAGUUGAGUUGCAAUCGAUUGCAAAUAUCAGUUGCAAAUUUUGCAACAGCUUGCAAACGAUCGCAACUUUCUUGCAAUGCCCCGUAUGUGAUGUACGAUCAUUACAACUCUUAGUGCUGAAGAUAAAGAGAAGUGCAUAUGAAGCAACUCAAAAUGCAGAACAAAGAAAACUCUUGAGGAAUGAAACAAAGGGAUGUGUUGAUUUCAGUACUAAAAAACCUCAACGAACAUGGCAGCAUAAAAUAGCGGAACCUGUGGAAAUCCAAUAACAGCUGUGCCAUCAACUUAAAAUUAUUGCUUUAAAAAAGUGAAAUAAGUAUAUCAUGUCAAGGCUUUAGAAAGAGGUAAUAUGGAUAUCUUGUGUCAUCUGAUUAAAGCAGAGCUACUGCAAACAAAAUAAGUAUGAGUUCUCUUUUACUUCAGUACUUAAGCAGAGGCUUAAAGAGUUCAUCCUACCUUCAGUUUGGUUUUAAUCUUUUAAUUCUGUUUACAAUACAAGUUAUGCUGGAGGAAUGGAAAGUAAAGAACGGCUAGUUCAGUUUCCUUCUGUCAUGCAACUGAGCAAACCUUAUAUGAUACAUGUUUGUGUAUGUUUGUCCUUGCAAAGCAAUAUGUUAGACCUAUUAUGUGCUUAAUACUGCCGUAGAAAUAAAAGAUUUGUUGGUAUUCA